Phoenix dactylifera (date palm) is the source of this 589-nucleotide messenger RNA. The record is from RefSeq and is a predicted model, not a curated record. Lineage: Eukaryota; Viridiplantae; Streptophyta; Magnoliopsida; Arecales; Arecaceae.
CGAACGAUCCCUGGUUCUAAUUGCCCUGGGACCACGGUCCACACCGAGAGCGAUAGGGGCUAGGGCUAGGGUUUGGAAGGGGCCGAUAGAAAGAGAGGAGAAGAAGAACGGGGAAGCGAAGGGCGAAGGUCAGCGAAGAUGAUCGAGGUGGUGCUGAACGAUCGGCUGGGGAAGAAGGUGCGGGUGAAGUGCAACGAGGAUGACACGAUCGGCGAUCUCAAGAAGCUGGUGGCGGCGCAGACGGGGACGAGGGCCGACAAGAUCCGCAUCCAGAAGUGGUACACCAUGUACAAGGACCACAUCACCCUCCGCGAUUACGAGAUCCACGACGGCAUGGGCCUCGAGCUCUACUACAACUAAUCUAAGGUUGGCUGGUUGAUCAAAAUGCAUGCAGGUGUGGCCUGCGGUACAACAAUUAGAUAUGAAUAAAUGUGUGUAGUUUAAUAAAUGACAGAGCUAUGAUAUUAGUAACAGUGACUGAUGGGAACUUCAGUGUGUAAAUUCAAUCUGGAAAUAUACUGCUGUUAAACAUAUGAUCAAUAUCUAGUUUGUUUGUGGACAUGGAAGUGGAUGGUAGUGUUUCUGGACA